AUGUCGCAGGCAGGUCAGAGCUCAGCUGCAGAUGUGGCUGGAGGGUACCCGGUGAGCAACCUGACCCUGGUGGUCCUGCUUCUCAUCCCCUGCGUGGUGGUCCUGCUGCUGCUCAACUGCUUCUUCCUGGCCUACAAGCUGCUCCUCGGGAGAAGGAGGCGGCAGCACACAGGAGACAUCGAGGAGCUGCUGCUGCAGUCCACGCUGCGCAGAGCCAGGAUGGGCUCCAUGGUCUCCCCACAGCUGGAGGGUAGGCGGGCGUACAUGUCUCUGUCUGAACCCGUCCUCUCCCAACCCGUCACCUCUUCCAGAGCUUCAUCCAGGGCCGAGCUGGACCACAGAGUUCGGCUCCUGAGGCCGGAUGGAGCGACGGGCUCCGACUCUUUGAAGUUGCCCAGCAGCAUCCGGGCCGCCUCACCCGUGAUCGGACUCCACAUUGGGUCACGAUCCUGCAGCACCAACAAGACGGACUGGUGCAGAAGCGCACCGGUCCUAACGCAGUCCAGCGACUCCGAGGCUGAAACCGGAGUCAACCUGGUUCCGCCCAACUCUCCCAUGCAGGAGUUCACAGGUCUCCGACGCAGCUGUGCGUACGAUAUUCUAACAGAUGUGGAUCCAGCAGCUGCAGUUCACCUACUGGACCAGGUAGAUUUGGAGUACUCGGAGAUGCCAUCAGAGAUGUCCUGUGUGGACACUCCUCCUGCGGGCUCUGGACUGGACAGCGACUUUGGAGCGAGUGCAGGUGUGUCUCUGCGGAUACUGUCGGCAGACAGUGACGGUUUGUCCAACGGUGUGCUGUCGUCAGUGCUGGAGUGGGAUUAUUACGACCCCUGCUACGUCAAACAAAACAAUCUACCCAAGCACAAACACCACAGACUAGCGAUGCACACCAAACAGUACUGGGUGUAGGAGAAAAAAAAAAAUCUAGCUUUUAAGUGUUUUAUUUAUUUUAUUUAAUAUUAUUUUAAUAUUGUAGUUGUUAAUGUAUAUUUUCCAUGUCACUUGUGCCACUUGUUUUCACUUCAUCUGUCGCAUCACUGAUUUGUCACGUUCUGUUCAAUCCUCACUUCAGCGAUCACGGCAC
Synchiropus splendidus (mandarinfish) is the source of this 1084-nucleotide messenger RNA. It is a transcript of the gene hwa, whose product is annotated as huluwa. The transcript is spliced from 3 exons. The record is from RefSeq and is a predicted model, not a curated record. The coding region runs from base 1 to 909 and encodes 302 amino acids. NCBI's taxonomy places the organism in Eukaryota, Metazoa, Chordata, Actinopteri, Syngnathiformes, Callionymidae.